Helobdella robusta is the source of this 318-nucleotide messenger RNA. RefSeq lists its product as hypothetical. The transcript is spliced from 2 exons. Lineage: Eukaryota; Metazoa; Annelida; Clitellata; Rhynchobdellida; Glossiphoniidae. The record is from RefSeq and is a predicted model, not a curated record. The coding region runs from base 1 to 318 and encodes 105 amino acids.
AUGAUAGCCUCUCAUAUUUCUCACGUUUCUACUGGGUCACAAGUUGCCUCAGAACAAAUUGAACAAAGACGUCUCAAAUAUGUCAUCCGAGACACGAAAAAAAAAUUUUGUGAAAAAAAGUUAUUUCUAACAAGAUGCAUGCAUAUUAAUUACGGGGAAAAACAGGAAAUUAUGGAAGAUUUAAUCGUGCAAGCGUCAGAGCCGAAAGUAACGAAUGACUGGCUACCUGCGCUAGAUCGCUCACAAAUUGCGAUGAAUGAGACGCCAUUUGAAAACCUCGAUCAUUCGUUUCAAUUUGCAAACUUCCUGCUUAUAUGA